CUUGAGAAACGUGAAAUGUUUUGCUCCAAAAAUGGAUUUUUCUAGCUCAGAAAAUGCUGAAAAUAACCAAGAAAAUGGCAUAGAGGACUGCCAGGGAAUAACAGAAACUGUUGAUCCGGAUUAUGUUUCUAUUUUACCAGAAAAAUUGCAAAGCAAAGUGUGUUUAAGUGAACAACAACAAGAUGCCAAGGACAACGCUGUCCAAAAGAUCAAAAAUAUUGUACGAAAACAAUUCACUAUGGAAAUGCAUUUAAAAGAACAAGAAAUAGAGACUAUAGAUCAGAGAAUUCGACAAACUAAAACUUCUCUUGAUAGACUAAGAGCAUGUAUCCUUGCAAGGUAUUAUGGAAUGUCACAAGAUUUUCAAGAAGAAAGUUUGAUCAGAUCUUUUGCUGGUAAAAGCAGUUGGAGCAAACCCAGGCGGUCAAGAAGAGAAUGUGCUAACAAUCAGUCCUCGUCUAAGGUUCUGAAGUCUAACAGAAGUAAGCUGUUGAACAGUACAGGGAGUUUUUCUGCAAGAAAUCUUGGAAAUUCACAGCUGUCACCUUCAAUGGACAUCAAUGCUAACAAACCCCCUUUAGGAAAAAAAUCUUCAAGCUUUGAAGACAAUAAAAACCCAGUUAGCAGUGCUUUAUUUGACUUUGAAAAUACAGCCUGUGUAAACUUAGAAAUGACCAAUGGUGAAGCUGAAAGAACUUCAGUGGUAGCUAAAGUGAGUGCACUGGCGACAUCUGGGAACUCCAACCUGUCAGCCAGUAUGACAAAGGGCAGUCAGCAGCAAUCAAUCGUAACUUCAGACAUUUCAAUAACUCAUUCAAGUGUUGCAAGCACAAGUAGUUUAGGAAGUCAUUCAAGUAGGUAUUUAGAUUUAAAAGGAAUCCAGUUGAAUGCAAGUGGAACCCAUUUAAGUGCAAGUAGAACCCACUUAAGUGCAAGUGGAACCCAAUCGAAUGCAAGUGGAACCCUGUCAAGUACUUCCUUGCAAAGAUCUAAUUUGGUAGAUACUCAAGCUAAGAAGGUCAUGAAAAGCCACUUAGCUGUAACAAGUUCUGAAGAAACCUCUAAGAAUUCGCAAGGAAGGCAAUUAAAUGGCUCAUCAAUUUUGAAAGUAACCCAUAUGAAUGCUACAAAAGAUGCUGUAUCCCAAAGUAAUGCGUUUGGUUCUGGUGCAAGAUUUUAUGUCAAGAAAAGAGUCAUUAUUGGAAACACGUCGAAGUACAUCCCUCCUGAAAAGCGUGAAGAGAAUGACAAAUCUACCCAUAAAUGGAUGGUAUAUGUUCGUGGACCCCCAGAGGACCCCCAUAUUGAUGUUUACAUUCAGAAGGUAUGGUUCUUCCUGCACCCCAGUUAUCGCCCUAAUGACAUAAUUGAGGUCAAUAAGCCCCCUUUCCACCUGACGAGGCGAGGCUGGGGUGAGUUCCCAAUCAGGGUCCAACUACACUUUGUGGGUACGAGGAACAAGAGGGUUGAUAUUAUCCAUGAGUUGAAGCUCGACAAGACCUAUACAGGUUUACAGACCCUUGGUGCUGAGACAGUAGUGGAUCUGGAGAUUGACAAAAAGACAUUUGAAGAUCUUGGAAUCCCUGUGUCUUGGGAAAUCCCACAAGACACUAGUUCAGCUAGUGAUACAACAUCAAAAACGGAUAUUAAUAGCAUUAAAAAUCCAGAAGUUGUGAAGCUUAAAAGAGAACAUUCUUCUAGUGCAACAAGUUCCGAAACUGGACAACUUCCAGGCGCCUCAUCAAUUAAGAGGUCAAGGCUGGAUACCCCUAUGUCUUCUGUUGCAUCUACGCCAUGUGGGAGCCGAAUCAGUUCAAGAUGCGCAAGUCCAGUCCUAAGAAAUACCUCAGAAAUCCUUGAAGAUGGAACAGAGGAUUACUUGCAUAGCUUUGCUGAGAAAAUUCCUCUCAUUUCAUCAAAGAAAGACGUUGUAAAGCACCCAUUCAGUGCAAAAUCGGCGGAAGAGUUCUUGUCGUGGAAUGUCGGCAAAAGACGAGCAGCUGAGUGGCAACGAGCCGCAAAAAUUCGUGCGCAAUUUAAAAAAUGCGCGCAAAAUACGGACAUGACGACGAAGGGCGUGAUGAUUUGGUGCAGACGGUUUGGGUACACUCCUCAAGAGAAUCUCGUGACAGACGAAAAGGUUGAGUACUGCAAGAUCUGCGGUAAGAUAAUUGAGCAAGUCACAAAAGAGAACUUAGACACAGGAAUAGUUUUUUCUUGCACUGGUGAAAAAUGUUCAAAAGUAGCCCAAAUGGAGCUGUCGUCUUUGACUCUUGUUGAAGAUAUUUUAAAAGAAGUUGAAGACAAAGAAAAACUCUUUAAUGAAACCUCAAGCCAGAAAGAGAGUGAAGAAGAUGUUGACAUUGAUGUGGUUAGUUCUUUCGACACUAAGAAACCUAGUGUGUCGAUCCCGAAUUCCUUAGGAACUAUAAGCAUCCCUCUAACACCACAGCAACAAUGGAUCAAAGACAUCUGUAAUGACAUUAGUAUUAGUCUUAGGCCAUUAACCAUACAAAAUGUCGAGGUCAAUGCAAUUGAGAGCAUGUUGCUAAAACUGGCCAUGAAAUUUGCUGAAACUUUAUUACGCAAAGCAUCGUCAUUAAGUAAAAAGGAUGACGCUUCUCUCGAUCCAAAUCUCAUUAUCCCAUUUCAUAUUUAUCAAGCAAUUGGCUCUCUUUCUUUGUGUGACUUUAUGGGGAAUGCUUUUUUUGGCCACGCCUCAGAAGAUCAGCCUUAGCACUGGCCUAGAAAGACUUUAAACAAUUAUUUAUUUGAGUUUUUUUUGGAAUAUAAUGGAAUAUAAAUGUAGGCAACUGAGAAAAAAUUCUGAGUCCCAGAGCAUCCGACUAGUAUAUGGAAGGUCGUGGGUUCGAUUCACAUCUGGGGCUCAGAAUUGUUUCUGAGUUCCCUUUAGUUUCAACAUUAACUAUUGACAUAUCGUUAUUAAGCAAUAUGAAUAUUGAAAUAAAAAAAUUCUUUGA
Messenger RNA from Actinia tenebrosa (Australian red waratah sea anemone), 2981 nucleotides. RefSeq lists its product as uncharacterized. Gene Ontology annotation, biological process: regulation of DNA-templated transcription. The record is from RefSeq and is a predicted model, not a curated record. Lineage: Eukaryota; Metazoa; Cnidaria; Anthozoa; Actiniaria; Actiniidae.